GGCUCUGGCUCAGCGGCGGCUCCGGUGGCAGCGGCGGUGGCGGCUAGGCGGGCUCGGCGGCUCCUGUCCCUCGGGCGGCUGCCCGCUCGCUGCCCAGGGCGCCCGGACACACGUGGGCGGCUCGGCGAUGGCCCGCGCCCCGCGACGUGGCGGGCAGGCACCGGGGCGCGGGACCGCUGAGCCCGAGUGAGCCGGGGCCGCGCUCCCGCCUUCGGCCCGGGCCGCCCGGGAUGGCCGUGGCGCCUCUGCGGGGGGCGCUGCUGCUGUGGCAGCUGCUGGCGGCGGGCGGCGCGGCACUGGAGAUAGGCCGCUUCGACCCGGAGCGCGGGCGCGGGGCUGCGCCGUGCCAGGCGGUGGAGAUCCCCAUGUGCCGCGGCAUCGGCUACAACCUGACCCGCAUGCCCAACCUGCUGGGCCACACGUCGCAGGGCGAGGCGGCUGCCGAGCUAGCGGAGUUCGCGCCGCUGGUGCAGUACGGCUGCCACAGCCACCUGCGCUUCUUCCUGUGCUCGCUCUACGCUCCCAUGUGCACCGACCAGGUCUCGACGCCCAUUCCCGCCUGCCGGCCCAUGUGCGAGCAGGCGCGCCUGCGCUGCGCGCCCAUCAUGGAGCAGUUCAACUUCGGCUGGCCGGACUCGCUCGACUGCGCCCGGCUGCCCACGCGCAACGACCCGCACGCGCUGUGCAUGGAGGCGCCCGAGAACGCCACGGCCGGCCCCGCGGAGCCCCACAAGGGCCUGGGCAUGCUGCCUGUGGCGCCGCGGCCCGCGCGCCCUCCCGGAGACCUGGGCCCGGGCGCGGGCGGCAGUGGCACCUGCGAGAACCCCGAGAAGUUCCAGUACGUGGAGAAGAGCCGCUCGUGCGCACCGCGCUGCGGGCCCGGCGUCGAGGUGUUCUGGUCCCGGCGCGACAAGGACUUCGCGCUGGUCUGGAUGGCCGUGUGGUCGGCGCUGUGCUUCUUCUCCACCGCCUUCACUGUGCUCACCUUCUUGCUGGAGCCCCACCGCUUCCAGUACCCCGAGCGCCCCAUCAUCUUCCUCUCCAUGUGCUACAACGUCUACUCGCUGGCCUUCCUGAUCCGUGCGGUGGCCGGAGCGCAGAGCGUGGCCUGUGACCAGGAGGCGGGCGCGCUCUACGUGAUCCAGGAGGGCCUGGAGAACACGGGCUGCACGCUGGUCUUCCUACUGCUCUACUACUUCGGCAUGGCCAGCUCGCUCUGGUGGGUGGUCCUGACGCUCACCUGGUUCCUGGCUGCCGGGAAGAAAUGGGGCCACGAGGCCAUCGAGGCCCACGGCAGCUAUUUCCACAUGGCUGCCUGGGGCCUGCCCGCGCUCAAGACCAUCGUCAUCCUGACCCUGCGCAAGGUGGCGGGUGAUGAGCUGACCGGGCUUUGCUACGUGGCCAGCACGGAUGCAGCAGCGCUCACGGGCUUCGUGCUGGUGCCCCUCUCCGGCUACCUGGUGCUGGGCAGUAGUUUCCUCCUGACCGGCUUCGUGGCCCUCUUCCACAUCCGCAAGAUCAUGAAGACGGGCGGCACCAACACAGAGAAGCUGGAGAAGCUCAUGGUCAAGAUCGGGGUCUUCUCCAUCCUCUACACGGUGCCCGCCACCUGCGUCAUCGUUUGCUAUGUCUACGAACGCCUCAACAUGGACUUCUGGCGCCUUCGGGCCACAGAGCAGCCAUGCGCAGCGGCCGCGGGGCCCGGAGGCCGGAGGGACUGCUCGCUGCCAGGGGGCUCGGUGCCCACCGUGGCGGUCUUCAUGCUCAAAAUUUUCAUGUCGCUGGUGGUGGGGAUCACCAGCGGCGUCUGGGUGUGGAGCUCCAAGACUUUCCAGACCUGGCAGAGCCUGUGCUACCGCAAGAUAGCAGCUGGCCGGGCCCGGGCCAAGGCCUGCCGCGCCCCCGGGAGCUACGGACGUGGCACGCACUGCCACUAUAAGGCUCCCACCGUGGUCUUGCACAUGACUAAGACGGACCCCUCUCUGGAGAACCCCACACACCUCUAGCCACACAGGCCUGGCGCGGGGUGGCUGCUGCCCCCUCCUUGCCCUCCACGCCCUGCCCCCUGCACCCCCUAGAGACAGCUGACUAGCAGCUGCCCAGCUGUCAAGGUCAGGCAAGUGAGCACCGGGGGCUGAGGAUCAGGGCGGGGACCCCGUGAGGCUCAUUAGGGGAGAUGGGGGCCUCCCCUAAUGCGGGGGCUGGACCAGGCUGAGUCCCCACAGGGUCCUAGUGGAGGAUGUGGAGGGGCGGGGCAGAGGGGUCCAGCCGGAGUUUAUUUAAUGAUGUAAUUUAUUGUUGCGUUCCUCUGGAAGCUGUGACUGGAAUAAACCCCCGCGUGGCA
Molecule: messenger RNA, 2344 nt
Organism: Pan troglodytes (chimpanzee)
Lineage: Eukaryota; Metazoa; Chordata; Mammalia; Primates; Hominidae
Gene: FZD9
Product: frizzled class receptor 9
Exons: 1
Coding region: 231-2006 (591 amino acids)
Biological process (GO): canonical Wnt signaling pathway; non-canonical Wnt signaling pathway
Cellular component (GO): membrane
Molecular function (GO): Wnt-protein binding; transmembrane signaling receptor activity
Source: RefSeq, a predicted model, not a curated record